Messenger RNA from Tarenaya hassleriana, 504 nucleotides. Its product is annotated as dof zinc finger protein DOF3.6-like. NCBI's taxonomy places the organism in Eukaryota, Viridiplantae, Streptophyta, Magnoliopsida, Brassicales, Cleomaceae. The record is from RefSeq and is a predicted model, not a curated record. The coding region runs from base 1 to 504 and encodes 167 amino acids. The transcript has 2 exons.
AUGGAGAUUGCGAAAUUGAACGAAGAUAGGAAGCGAAAGUGGGAAUCAAUAGAAAUUCAGCUGAGUAACGCAAUAACCGGGAGUUCAUCAAGCGGUGGCUUGUUGGAUCCAUGGAGACUGUCGCUGCAACAAGCUCAACAAUUCCCUUUGUUGAUCAACAAUAUGACAGGGACAGUACUGGAACAAUCUUCAAGUGUUUUGUAUCCAUUACUCGAACGUAACGAAGGAAUUAAUCAAGAGCAAGAGACCGGUUACACGAAUCAGCUAAGAUCUAAGCCAUUGAUGGAUAUGAAUCCAGGCGGGGAAACACAGUCAGACGACGUGAGAGCGGGAGAGAGCAAUCAUCAGAACGGUGUGGAUAACUUGUCGAGGAACCUAUUGGCGAGCAUUAACAUAAAUUCGACGAAUGAUCAAUACCCUCCAUGGGUUGGAAGCAACAACUCUUGGAACACCGACCUUCCCGGCUUCUCCUCCAACAAUUCUGCACCAGGCCAUCUACUGUGA